AUGUGGGGUUGCUUCCGGAGGUGCCACAUCGUGAUCUUGCCAGCUGCUGCGCUGCUAAAAACCGUCUCCCAGGCCAAAUGGACCAAGCGUGCUCUGGCAGAAGUAGGUGGAUGCCUCAGCCCUCCCGGUCUGGCAGAAGUAGGUCAAUUAGCCCUGAACUGCACGCAUGCCAAGGAUGAGGAGCAGCGCCCCGACUUCUUAGACGUGGUGCGAUUGCUUCGGAGCAUGCGGGAUCUGCCAGAUGCAGAGGUUGAGGCUCCAGCUCCAUUGUCGCCUGUCAAGCCAAACUGUGGGCAGCAGGUUUUUGAGCGACCGCUGCUGUGGUACAUGAAAGUGGUCUGGGUGGAAGACAGGCAAGCGGCGGUUCCUCCCACUAUCAUCGAGUGGAGGGCGGCAGAGAGAGGCUCUCCAAUCAAAGUGCGGAAUAUGACGUUCGGACGCACAGAGUACGAGAGCGUCUUGCAGCCCAUCCUCUCUGACCAGUUGCUGAAGUGCAUCAGUCGCAAAGCCUUCGAGAUCGAAGUGGAAACUGGAACGGCUGGAAAGGCCACAGGUCAAAGUGCUUGGGGAGAACGUAUUCCCUGCACCUUCUACAUCCGAAACCUGGGAAAGAAUGGUAUGGGUGUGGGCACGCUGUCCUCAUGUGCGGCUUUAAGGUCGAACGAUGCGUUGCCGCUGAGAGAUGGUGACCACAUCUCGCUCUGCUAUUGUGACGAUCCAGGUGCCGAGAAUCCCAGCUGGGUGCCCUUUCUGGUCUUUCAGUUCCGCCUCACCGAUCCGGAGGAGCCGAGUAGCUGUGCAGUCCUCAAAGACACGCGGAAAGCCGGUGGAUACGAUGCCAAGCAAGGUUUUAUCAAGCUGCCUGUGGCACCCAUUGCUGGCAAAGCGUGA
Messenger RNA from Cladocopium goreaui, 891 nucleotides. The record is from the annotation of a GenBank genome assembly. NCBI's taxonomy places the organism in Eukaryota, Dinophyceae, Suessiales, Symbiodiniaceae.